AUGCCCCAUGCGCAUCAGCUAGCUCAGCAUCUUCCUGAAGCAGCCAAAGCCGAGGAGGAGUGGCAAAGCAAGGAGCUGCUGAAACAGACAGAAGCCGAGAGGCAGAAGAUCGUCUGGGAGUGGCAGGAGCUGCGACGGUUUCUGGAGAAGCAGGAGCAGCGGCUGCUGUCCCGGCUGGAAGAGCUAGAGAGAGGCAUAGUCCAGAGAAGGGAAGAGGGUGACUGCAGCCUGUCCUGGGAGAUUUCCCUGCUCAGCGAGAGGGGAGGAGAAAUGGGGCAGCAGCCGCUGAGCCAACCCCUGCAGGGUGCUGGGAGCACUGGGGGCAGAUAAGUCCUGGUCUCCAUUUCCCUCCCUCUCAUGGGCCAUUAGGUUUGAUAACUGCACUGAAUAGGAAGCUGCCUUCUGCCCUUGGAGCAUGUGAUUCUGUCUCCCCUAGUGGCUGACUCAGGUAGAAGAAGAGCCGGUUACUGUCUGAUCGCUAAUGAGAUCACAGCCGGGCUACUAGACACAGGGCCGAUGGGACAGACCUGGCCUGUCUCCUGGACUGAUGUGGCCGCGUCACGUAUUCUGAGGGUGCAGAAUCUCAGCUUUCACAUUUGUUAAAGGAGGACGGGACGUUUCGGAAGCCAGAGCCAGCGUUUGUGGGGC
Molecule: messenger RNA, 648 nt
Organism: Mauremys reevesii (Reeves's turtle)
Lineage: Eukaryota; Metazoa; Chordata; Testudines; Geoemydidae
Product: E3 ubiquitin-protein ligase TRIM7-like
Exons: 5
Coding region: 1-330 (109 amino acids)
Source: RefSeq, a predicted model, not a curated record